CCACCAAAGUUCUUGGCACAGUCAAGUGGUUCAACGUCAGAAAUGGAUAUGGCUUUAUCAACAGAAAUGAUACCAAAGAAGAUGUGUUUGUUCAUCAGACGGCGAUAAAGAAAAACAACCCAAGGAAAUAUCUGCGCAGUGUUGGUGAUGGAGAGACUGUAGAAUUUGAUGUGGUCGAGGGAGAGAAGGGUGCAGAAGCAGCCAACGUCACUGGUCCAGACGGAGUCCCUGUAGAAGGCAGCCGCUAUGCUGCAGACCGGCGCCGCUACCGACGUGGCUAUUUUGGCCGACGCCGUGGACCACCUCGAAGUGGUGGUGAGGGAGAAAUCAAGGAUGGGGUCACAGAAGGAGGACAACUUCAUCAACAAGUCCACAGGAAUCCUACGUAUCGUCCCCGCUAUCGCAGAGGGCCCCAGCGUCCACGUCCUGCCCCAGUGACUGGAGAGGCUGAAAACAAAGAGAACCAUCAUGAGGCCAAUGCUAUGAGUCAGCAGCCGCUUCGCCGAGGGUACAGGCGCCCAUACAACUACCGGCGUCGACCUCGUCCACCCAAUGCUCCAGCUCAGAAUGGGAAAGAGACAAAGGUGACUGAAACACCUGCUGAAAAUCCUGCUCCAGUGACGGAGCAGAGUGGUGCUGAGUAAAGUCCAGCUCCCCAGGCACCUUUACCAUCACUCAGGUGCCCUAAAUACAACUCAAAAAUAACACCAAAGAAACACACAAGCAAUAAAUUGUCCACAGUGAUGAUGAAAACAAAGAUUUGAAACAUCGGAACUUAAAAGGAGAAAAAAAAAUAAAUUACCAGCAGCUGAGUUCCAGGGAAUGCCUGCAAGAUAAAUGCAUGAAGAGAGAAAAAGAGAAUGAGAUUCAGAAGGAGCAACCUCCCCAGUUUCAACAGCAACUGAGUUUUUCUGGGGUUUUUGGAUUUUUUUUUUUUUUUAAAGAAUUUCACUGUUUCACUAGUAUUGAAUCUUCUAUUUUUUCUUUUGGUAUCAAACUGAAAAGGGAAAAAAACCCAACCAAAGAACUGAAACCUAAUCAAAUGCUUUUUUUUUUUUUAUUAUUGGAUGCUGGUGCUAAACCUCCCAGGUGUGAUGAGGUGUUUUUUUUUUCCUGUGCCAGUCCUGUUCACUGCAGGACAUGGGGAGGAGAAACUUUUGCUUUCCUUGGUAAGAUCCAUUUGAAACUGCAGCAUUGGUGACGUUCCUCACAAUAAAAGUG
This is a messenger RNA of Apaloderma vittatum (bar-tailed trogon), 1221 nucleotides long. RefSeq names its product Y box binding protein 3 (gene YBX3). The record is from RefSeq and is a predicted model, not a curated record. The annotation marks the transcript as partial. Lineage: Eukaryota; Metazoa; Chordata; Aves; Trogoniformes; Trogonidae. The transcript is spliced from 8 exons. Gene Ontology annotation, molecular function: nucleic acid binding. Gene Ontology annotation, cellular component: nucleus. Gene Ontology annotation, biological process: regulation of gene expression.